Tachysurus vachellii is the source of this 3606-nucleotide messenger RNA. RefSeq names its product potassium voltage-gated channel subfamily A member 3. Gene Ontology annotation, biological process: potassium ion transmembrane transport; protein homooligomerization. Gene Ontology annotation, molecular function: protein binding; delayed rectifier potassium channel activity. Lineage: Eukaryota; Metazoa; Chordata; Actinopteri; Siluriformes; Bagridae. Gene Ontology annotation, cellular component: membrane; voltage-gated potassium channel complex. The transcript has 2 exons. The record is from RefSeq and is a predicted model, not a curated record. Bases 203 to 1753 code for a protein of 516 amino acids.
UCAUGAGGUGCGAAAGGGCGGAUGGAGGCGAGUCGAAUGAGAUAUAAAGGCACGAAGAGGAAAAAAAGAAGCGUAAAGACGGGAAAGGAGGGAAGAAAGAAGGAGACAGAGGAGAGAGAGGGAGAGGGAGAGAGAGAAAGAGAGAAGGAGUCUCGUCUCUUCUCCUCUCCUCUCCUCAUCCCGCGCGCGCGCUCGCGUGUGUAUGGAUGACCACCUGAGUCUCCUCCGCUCUCCUCCACCUUCCUCCUCCAAACACCGGGGCGACGGCACCCAGGUGAACCGCGGCUACACCGACACGGAGCGCGAGGACACCAUGACGGUGGUGGCGUGCGGCGAGAGCAACGUGGAGGAGCCUGCGCUCGAGCGCUACGAGCCCCAGCACGAGUGCCGUGAACGGGUGGUGAUCAACAUCUCCGGUCUGCGCUUUGAGACGCAGCUCAAGACACUCUCGCAGUUUCCACAAACUUUACUCGGCGACCCGAAGAAGCGGAUGCGUUACUUCGAUCCUCUCAGGAACGAGUACUUUUUCGACCGUAACCGACCGAGUUUUGACGCCAUCCUGUAUUACUAUCAAUCCGGUGGGCGCAUCCGGAGACCCGUGAACGUUCCCAUUGACAUUUUCUCCGAGGAGAUCCGCUUUUACGAGCUGGGCGAAGAAGCCAUGGAGAAAUUCCGUGAGGAUGAAGGAUUUAUUAAAGAAGAAGAGCGUCCUUUACCGUCACGCGAGUUUCAGAGGCAGGUUUGGCUCCUGUUUGAAUAUCCUGAAAGUUCAGGUCCGGCGCGUGCCAUUGCCAUCGUCUCCGUGCUUGUGAUUUUGAUCUCCAUCGUUAUCUUCUGUUUGGAAACGCUCCCUGAGUUCAGAGAGGAUGAUGACAGAGAGUCAGCGGUCACCGCCACUAUGUUGAACUCCACCUCUACGGCGUUUUCGAGCCCUUUCUCGGACCCUUUCUUUGUCGUGGAGACGCUUUGCAUCAUCUGGUUCUCGUUUGAGCUCCUGGUGAGAUUCUUCGCGUGUCCGAGCAAAGCUACUUUCUCUAAGAACAUCAUGAACAUCAUUGACAUCGUGGCAAUCAUUCCUUACUUCAUCACGUUAGGGACGGAGCUAGCGGAACGCCAAGGAAACGGUCAGCAGGCCAUGAGUUUAGCCAUUCUCCGAGUGAUCAGAUUGGUGCGCGUCUUCAGGAUCUUCAAACUCUCACGCCACUCCAAGGGCCUUCAGAUUCUGGGACAGACCCUCAAGGCCAGUAUGCGGGAACUAGGCUUGCUCAUCUUCUUUCUCUUCAUUGGAGUUAUCCUGUUCUCCAGUGCUGUCUAUUUCGCCGAAGCCGACGACCCAGACUCAGGCUUCAACAGCAUCCCGGAUGCCUUCUGGUGGGCUGUAGUGACCAUGACCACAGUGGGAUACGGAGACAUGCACCCUGUGACAAUCGGUGGCAAAAUCGUCGGGUCGUUGUGUGCCAUCGCAGGCGUCUUGACCAUUGCUCUUCCUGUCCCGGUCAUUGUCUCAAACUUCAACUACUUCUACCACCGAGAGACGGAAGGAGAGGAGCAGGCACAAUACCUCCACAUCACAAGCUGCCAGCCGCUCUCGUCCUCGUCUGAGGAGUUGAAGAAGACGCGCUGCUCGUCCUCGUCCUCUCUCAGCCGAUCCGAGUACAUGGUGAUCGAAGAAGGAGCCUUCACCCAGCCCAACUUCCCAUCUCAGAACAACCAGAACUGCGUCCAAAUCAAAAAGAUCUUUACAGACGUUUAAGAAUCAUUUUCAUAACUAUUUAACAGACUGUAAUAAGAAUAAUCAUCCUCCUUGAGCCAUGUGUGAAGGUUAGACAUGACUGUGACCUCCAUUUUACUCCUGACAGGUGAGGAGAAACAUCAGAGCCCCCAUGUGUCCAUCCGUUCAUCCAUCGUACUGUGUGCUCUCAGUGUUAACUCAAUAGGAGACAAACGCUAAUUACCUUCACUUAAUGAUUAGUAUUAAGCAGAAGUGAUAUAAGCUAGUGUACUUGUGUGUUUUUCUGCAUAAACACUCAACAGACAGUGAGCGAGAGAGAGAGAGAGAGAGAGAGAGAGAGAGAGAGAUUCAGUCUAGAAUUUAUCUUAAAGUUUCAUUAUAAUAAUGGAUUUGAAUAAUUUGGGUUAUUUUUCUGUCUUGUGUGUCAUCAGUAUUUUACAUCAGAGUAAUAAUGAAAACUGUUAUGCAUGUGCGCGCGCACACACACACACACACACACACACACACACGUGCGCGCGCGCACGUAGGCGCGCACGCUUAAAUAUUUUGAGUGCCAAAGGACAAGGGAAAGGGAUAAAGGAUAGAGAGGGAGGUACAGUAUAGAGCAGCAUCCUGCUCGCUCCUGGAAUCCUGAGGUCUCCAUAGUGACGCCGGUUUCCCCAGUAACCUGCUGCUGUUGCCAUGGCAUCCUGAUCAGUUUCAAGGGCGAGACUCCAGAUGGCUGUGCCAUGAAUGAAUAAACAAGCCAGGAUGCACAAUGGAGUAAACAAACAUGCAACAGGCGUCCACACACUCCGGGAUGUGAGCGAGGACGUCUUACUGUGUGAAAGAGGAGCCACUUCAUGAAGCGAAGGUAGAGCGGAGUUAUGAAUGAAUGCUGACACACUCUUCUCACCCCAUGGAGUGUGAACACACAGUGCUAAGGAACAACCAGGAAAGUGAAGAAGACUUCAUAAGCCACACAGAGGGAUUUGUGGAUGCUCGCUUGAUCUUUUAGCCCCACUGGAGGAGGAGGUGCCUUCAAAUCUGCCCUAAGCUCUGGACAUUUUCUUCAGAAUUUUGCCCUUGACUUUUACUUCAGACUUUUGACUUAGACUUUUACCCUGAUCUUUUGUUACCAGUUGGUUAUUAAUAGAUUUUUAGCCCUUCGCAUAGCUUUAUGCCCUUCUGCAUUUGCCCUAGAUUUUACACUAUACUUUUGGCCAAGCCUAAUCCAUAUAGUUUAACCCUGGACGUUAUGUUUUUCUUCCAGAUUUUUAAAUGUUUGCUCUUGCAUUUUUGACCUGAGUUUGUGCCCUAGGCUUUUGCCCAAGGGCAUUUAUCAUAGAUUUUUACUUAGAUUACCCCUAGCCAUUGAUUUGUUCCGUAGCUGUUGUUUCGGCUUAAGAUUUAUCCCGUUCUUUUUCCUUUAGGCAUUUGCCCUGGCCCUUCGCCCUUGGAAGGUUGCUUUAGACUUUUGUCCUAGAUGCUGAUCCCAGACGCUGACUUUGGUCCUUGGAUGAUCGCUGUAGCCUUUUGUGCUAGACUUAUGCCCUUAAAUUUUUACUCUUACUGCACUACUUGACUUUCUUCAUCCUGUCAUUCUCUUCUCUCCUUUGUUCUCUCCAUUUCAGACUGUUACGUUAAGUGUGUGUGUCUGUGUGUGUUCUUCCUGCUGCUAUACAUGUAAAGCCUCACAAAAGUGCCCCUUCUUGCCCUCCUCCCUGUUUGUAUGCUGUGGGAGGAGGGCGAAUGCUAGUUAUGCUAAUUCCAUCCCUUCUCAUGUAUUGUCAGGAUGUGAUGUCAUCAGUGACGUGGCUGUAUAAACUGGAUAGAUGUAAACACAGCUGGUUUCUGUGUGCGCUUGUCUUCGUAUGGUUCGAACAAGGACUGUA